GCGAGACGCGGAUAUGGGAAGCCUGUAGUCAGUGUGUGACAGGGUGUUAGCGCUAUACAGUGGCAGGAAUUUCUUAGAAGGCGCUAAUUAAUAGCUGCUACACAGAGCCACAGAGAACCUGCCAGAGCGGGGGAGGCCUAUCCGCCUUUCUUACAUCGUUGCUGGGACAGUGCGAAAAUCACCUGAGCGCCUAUUGGCAGUACUAACCAAAGGUUCUGUGCAUGUGAUGGUACUACAAUGGCCGUAUGUUAUGCCAGACUUGUUUGACAAUGGAAGACAAGCGCCCCAUCCGUCAAUCUCAUGUCCAUUCAGUUAGGACAAGCCGAGAAGAACUAGUAAACAAAAUAAAAAAUAGCAAGUGUCUUCUAGAGAACUUGACAGAACAUGGAUUCUUUUCCACUGAAGAUGCAGAGAUUGUUAUGCAGUUUUCAACACAGUCUGAUAGGGUUCGGCAGAUUCUCGACCUUGUGGAAAGUAAAGGAGAGGAAGUUUCAGAAUAUUUCAUAAGUGUCCUUCAAAGAAUACCAGAAGCUUAUUUUAAUUUGAAGCCAUGGUUAGAGGAAAUUCACUUUGAGGCUUCUGAAAAAAUACUUUGUUUAACUGUUAAAAACAAUGACCCAGUUACAGUUUUUAGCAGAAAACUAAAAUGCGAGCUGUGUUGUGAUGUGAAAUAUAUAAAAUCUUACACGGAGAGAGAAGAGAUGAUGCUUCAGGAAACAUAUGUCAAUGGGAUAAUGGAACUGAUUAGUGCAGCAAAUGAGAAUAUGGGAAGAAUGGAAGAUCUCAGCACUUUGUUUGAUGGCAAUGGAGUAAUUAAUGAAGAUGGGGAAACAAUCUUUGUCUUUGGUGAUGCAGGCAUGGGAAAGACCCUGUUGAUACAAAAACUGCAAAACAUGUGGGCCAAAGGAGACCACUUUUGUGACAUUAAAUUCUUAUUUAGGUUUAGGUGCAGGACGUUUAGCUUGUUCAAAAAGAGCACUUUAAUAACCCUAGAAGACCUUCUCUUCAAGUACAAUUGCAACCCUGACCAUGAUCCAGAGGAAGUGUAUAGAUAUAUGCUUCACUUUCCAGAAACUGUGUUGUUUACUUUUGAUGGCUUCGAUGAAAUACAUUCUGAUUUUGACUUGAAUAGCAUUCCAGAGGUCUCCUCGCCAUUUACUCCCACCCACCCAGUGGUCUUGCUUUCUCAACUGCUGAGUGGAAAACUGUUAAAAGGGUCCAAGAAAGUUUUGACAGCCAGAACAGCAAACCAAGUCCCCAGAAAUAUAAUCCGUAAGAAAAUAAUGCUCAGGGGCUUCUCCACAGAAAACCUACAUGCAUACACAAGUUUAUUUUUUAAGGAACCUGAGAUUCACAAGCGUGUGAUAGACCACCUCAAAGCAAAUCACAAUUUCAGUAGCUUGUGUUCAAUACCCCUUUUUUGCUGGAUUAUUUUCAAGUCCUAUGAACACUUUCACUCUAAUAAUGACUUUCAAGAAUUUUCAAGCAGCUCAGUAACAUUAACAGACAUAUUUUUACUUAUUAGUGAAGUUUACAUGAAUCUGUCAAGUAAUGUAUUUUCCCUUAAGGGAGCCAGUAGAAGCCAAUCAGAGACUUUUAAAAAAGGCAAGGACACAUUAUUGUCGGUUGGUAGGCUUGCUUACUAUGGAAUGGAAAAAUCCAUGUUUGUCUUUGAUCAUGAUGCAGUCACCUCUGUAAGUAUAUCUGAAAAUGAUCUCAAACUGGGUUUCCUCAGAACAGUGAAAGAAUACAGUGAACUAGGUGAUCAUUCAUCUUUUGAAUUUUUUCAUAUGACCCUGCAGUCCUUUUUUACUGCCUUGUUUCUUGUGAUUGAUGACAAAACUAGCAGUGCAGAACUGUUAAAAUAUUUCAGCCAGUGCACUUACACAGUAGAUAGAGAACUUGCCAAUUCUCCUUGGUCAUGUAUAUGUGCACGUAGAGACAUCAAAGGAGAUCCCUUCAAGAAUAAUGACCACCUGCAAUUUAUCAAUCUUUUUCUCUGUGGCUUGCUCUCUAAACCAAAACAGAACCUUUUAAAGGAUGUGGUGCACCCAUCAAUACUUAAGAUGAAAAGAAAAGCAUUGAAGCAGAAACUGUACCAAAGUGUUAAAUCCCACUUAAAAAGCCUACCCCGCUCCCCAUAUCUGGAAUACAACCGUGUACACGCACUAACCCACUUUAUUUGGAUGGCACGGUGCAUUUGUGAAACACAGAGUGAGAAAGUGGGAAAACUAGCAGCCAAAGGCAUAUGCGCAGACUAUAUUAAGCUAAGUUUCUGUGGAGCAUCGUCAUCUGAUUGUGGUGCCAUCUCAUUUGUGCUAAAUCAUUACCACAAAAAGUUUGCUUUGGAACUAGACAAUAACAACAUAAAUGAUUAUGGGGUGAAAGAACUUAUUCCAUGUUUCAACAAGCUCACUGUGAUCAGGCUCAGUGUAAAUCAGAUUACUGAUGAAGGGGCCAAAGUUUUGUAUGAAGAAUUGAUUAAAUACAAGGUCAUCACCUUUCUUGGCUUGUACAAAAAUCUCAUCACUGAUUUUGGUGCGCGAUUUAUUGCACGUAUUAUAGAAGAAUGCCCAAAACUAAAGCGUGUCAAACUGGGAUACAAUCGUUUUACUGAAGAGGGUGGUACAUACAUAGGUCAUGCAAUUCGAAAAAGCACUAGUGUCUGUGAUAUUGGGAUGUGGGGAAAUCAGAUUGGUGACGUAGGAGCUCAUGCAUUUGCUGAAGCAAUUAUGAAUCACCCCAGUUUGACACAUCUAAGCCUCGCUUGCAAUGGGAUAACCACAGAAGGAGGAAAAUGGAUUGCCGAGGCCUUACAGCAAAAUACGUCUUUAAAAAUACUGUGGCUGACUGAGAACAAGCUCACAGAUGAAGCAGCAGAGCACUUUGCCAACAUGAUAAAGGUUAACAAAACCCUCCGGCACCUGUGGCUUUUGAAUAAUCAGAUCACAAAUGAUGGAGCAGAAGUGCUGUCAGAGGCCCUGGAGCAUAAUACUGUAAUGGAGGAGAUAUGUUUACGAGGAAAUCCACUCUCACUUGGGGAGCAUCGACCAUUUGAGGAGAACUCCAGGAUUUUUUGUACCUGAUUUGUUUGUAAAGGAGAAGAAGAAACUGAGGUCUGAAAACUAUAAGACAAAGGGAAUAAAGUCCCUGCUUAGUGAUGUACUGUAGACAGGGCCGCCAUCAGGGGGGGGGGCAGGGGGUACGAGUGUCCCGGGCCUGAAGGGGGGUCUGGCA
Xenopus laevis (African clawed frog) is the source of this 3237-nucleotide messenger RNA. RefSeq names its product nucleotide binding oligomerization domain containing 1 S homeolog (gene nod1.S). Bases 246 to 3086 code for a protein of 946 amino acids. Gene Ontology annotation, cellular component: cytoplasm; basolateral plasma membrane; plasma membrane. Gene Ontology annotation, biological process: regulation of apoptotic process. The record is from RefSeq and is a predicted model, not a curated record. Gene Ontology annotation, molecular function: nucleotide binding; ATP binding. NCBI's taxonomy places the organism in Eukaryota, Metazoa, Chordata, Amphibia, Anura, Pipidae. The transcript is spliced from 12 exons.